AAACGGCUAGAACGCUGAGCGCUGUGCUCCACUGGGCUUUGUGUUUUGGAGUUAGAUUUGCUUUUGAGAGAGAUGACUGGCCUCGCGGUGCAAAGAGUGGACUGAACGGGGCAAGACUGGAGACAGAGAAGCGUGGAAAGAAGGGUUUGUGUCUUGCCUUUCUCAGCAUCGGCCUUUCCCUACUUUACUUGGCCAGCGCCUCGCUCUCCGGGAUCUCCCUCCCUCCUCCUCCCCAGGGCCCCCGGGGCAGGCGGAGAGGCGAGGCCAGGCGAGGGGUGGCCCUGCCUGGGUGGUCUCCUGCGCUACCCCCCGCGGCGCCGUUGCCUAGCAGCAGAUCCGGGCCGCGCGGAUCUGGGUAAUUUGCCGGCCCCUCAGCCAAUGGGAGAGCGUCGCCCCUGCCCUCGCCCUUUUUCUGGGGCUACAGACGCUUCCUCGGCACUGCGGUCGCCACCUCGAGCCGCGCGGGCGUCGCGGGCUGUAGCUCUGCGGGCACGCGGGACUCAGUCCGCCUCGCACGCCUCUGGGUCACGGCCCCCGCGGCGCGCCUGCCCCCAACCCUCUCCCACGCCCCGCGCCCGAGCGGUACAGGGGGAUCGGACCAGCCUAUGGGGGCUCCCAGAUAACGCGGGCUGGGGGCGCCCAGCCCCCCCACUCCCGCCAGCAUGGCUCGGCGGCCACCCCUCGGGGAGCUGCCUCCGGACUACACCCCGCCAGCUGGAUCCGCAGCGCCCCAGAUCCUAGCUGGGAGCCUGAAGGCUCCGCUCUGGCUUCGUGCUUACUUCCAGGGCCUGCUCUUCUCGCUGGGCUGCAGGAUCCAGAGACACUGUGGCAAAGUGCUCUUCCUGGGACUGCUGGCCUUUGGGGCCCUGGCACUGGGCCUCCGUGUGGCCAUCAUUGAGACAGACCUAGAACAGCUCUGGGUGGAAGUGGGCAGCCGGGUGAGCCAGGAGCUGCAGUACACCAAGGAGAAGCUGGGCGAGGAGGCUGCGUACACCUCCCAGAUGUUGAUACAGACCCCGCGCCAGGAGGGGGAGAACGUCCUCACACCUGAGGCACUGCGCCUCCACCUCCAGGCAGCCCUCACCGCCAGCAAAGUGCAAGUAUCACUCUAUGGAAAGUCCUGGGACUUGAACAAAAUCUGCUACAAGUCAGGAGUUCCCCUCAUUGAAAAUGGCAUGAUUGAGCGGAUGAUUGAGAAGCUGUUCCCGUGCGUGAUCCUUACCCCCCUCGACUGCUUCUGGGAGGGAGCCAAGCUCCAAGGGGGCUCUGCCUACUUGCCCGGCCGUCCCGACAUCCAGUGGACCAACCUGGAUCCCGAGCAGCUGCUGGAGGAGCUGGGCCCCUUCGCCUCCCUUGAGGGCUUCCGGGAGCUGCUCGCCAAGGCACAGGUGGGCCAGGCCUACGUGGGGCGGCCCUGUCUGAACCCUGAUGACCCUCACUGCCCGCCUAGCGCUCCCAACCACCACAGCAGGCAGGCUCCCCGUGUGGCUCAGGAACUGAGCGGGGGCUGCCACGGUUUCUCCCACAAGUUCAUGCACUGGCAGGAGGAAUUGCUGCUGGGAGGCAUGGCCAGGAGCCCCCAAGGACAGCUGCUCAGGGCCGAGGCCCUGCAGAGCACCUUCCUGCUGAUGAGUCCCCGCCAGCUGUACGAGCACUUCCGGGGCGACUACCAGACGCACGACAUCGGCUGGAGCGAGGAGCAGGCGGGCACCGUGCUGCAGGCCUGGCAGCGGCGCUUCGUGCAGCUGGCCCAGGAGGCCCUGCCCGAGAACGCGUCCCAGCAGAUCCACGCCUUCUCCUCCGCCACCCUGGAUGACAUCCUGCAGGCCUUCUCCGAAGUCAGCGCUGCCCGCGUAGCCGGAGGCUAUCUGCUCAUGCUGGCCUACGCCUGUGUGACGAUGCUACGGUGGGACUGUGCCCAGUCCCAGGGUGCCGUGGGCCUCGCCGGGGUGCUGCUGGUGGCCCUGGCAGUGGCCUCAGGCCUCGGGCUCUGCGCCCUGCUCGGCAUCGCCUUCAAUGCUGCCACCACCCAGGUGCUGCCCUUCUUGGCACUGGGCAUCGGCGUGGAUGACAUAUUCCUGCUGGCACACGCCUUCGCAGAGGCCCCACCUGGCACCCCUCUGCAGGUUGAUGUGUGGAUCGAUGAGGAGCGCAUGGGCGAGUGUCUGCUCCGCACCGGCCCCAGCGUCGCUCUCACGUCCAUCAACAACAUGGCGGCCUUCUUCAUGGCCGCCCUCGUUCCCAUCCCUGCGCUGCGGGCCUUCUCCUUGCAGGCGGCCAUCGUGGUUGGCUGCAACUUUGCAGCCGUGAUGCUCGUCUUCCCAGCGGUCCUCAGCCUGGACCUGCACCGGCGCCACUGCCAGCGCCUCGAUGUGCUCUGCUGCUUCUCCAGCCCCUGUUCUGCUCGGGUGAUUCAGAUUCUGCCCCAGGAGCUGGCGGACAGGACAGUACCAGUGGGCAUUGCCCACCUGACGGCCACCGUUCACGCCUUCGCCCACUGUGACUCCAGCAGCCAGCAUGUGAUCACCAGCCUGCCUCCCCAGGCCCACCUGGUGCCUCCACCUUCUGAUCCACUGAGCUCUGAGCUGUUCAGCCCGGGAGGGUCCACUCGGGACCUUCUGGGCCAGGAGGAGGGGACAAGGCAGAAGGCAGCCUACAAGUCUCUGCCCUGUGCCCGCUGGACUCUUGCCCAUUUUGCCCGCCAUCAGUUUGCACCCUUGCUGCUCCAGUCACGCGCCAAGGCUGUGGUGCUGGUCCUCUUUGGGGCUCUUCUGGGCCUGAGCCUCUACGGAGCGACCUUGGUGCAGGACGGGCUGGCCCUGACCGACGUGGUGCCGCGGGGCACCAAGGAGCAUGCCUUCCUGAGCGCCCAGCUCAGGUACUUCUCCCUGUACGAGGUGGCCCUGGUGACACAGGGUGGCUUUGACUACGCCCACGCCCAACGCGCCCUCUUUGAUCUGCACCAGCGCUUCAGUUCCCUCAAGGCCGUGCUGCCGCCACCUGCCACUCAGGCGCCCCGCACCUGGCUGCACUAUUACCGCAACUGGCUGCAGGGAAUCCAGGCUGCGUUUGACCAGGACUGGGCUUCUGGGCGCAUUACCCGCCACUCCUACCGCAAUGGCUCUGAGGAUGGGGCCCUGGCCUACAAGCUGCUCAUCCAGACCGGGGAUGCCCGGGAGCCUCUGGAUUUCAGCCAGCUGACCACGAGGAAGCUGGUGGACACGGAGGGGCUGGUUCCACCCGAGCUCUUCUACGUGGGGCUGACCGUGUGGGUGAGCAGUGACCCCCUGGGCCUGGCGGCCUCGCAGGCCAACUUCUACCCCCCACCCCCCGAGUGGCUGCACGACAAGUAUGACACCACCGGGGAGAACCUGCGCAUCCCGGCGGCCCAGCCCCUGGAGUUUGCCCAGUUCCCCUUCCUACUGCGCGGCCUCCAGAAGACAGAGGACUUUGUGGAGGCCAUCGAGGGGGCCCGGGCAGCAUGCGCCGAGGCAGGCCAGGCCGGGGUGCGUGCCUACCCCAGCGGCUCCCCCUUCCUCUUCUGGGAGCAGUACCUGGGCCUGCGGCGCUGCUUCCUGCUGGCGGUCUGCAUCCUGCUGGUGUGCACUUUCCUGGUCUGUGCCCUGCUGCUGCUCAACCCCUGGACAGCCGGCCUCAUAGUGCUGGUCCUGGCCGUGAUGACCGUGGAGCUCUUUGGCAUCAUGGGUUUCCUGGGCAUCAAGCUGAGCGCCAUCCCCGUGGUGAUCCUUGUGGCCUCUGUGGGCAUCGGUGUCGAGUUCACAGUCCAUGUGGCUCUGGGCUUCCUGACCACCCAGGGCAGCCGGAACCUGCGGGCUGCCCGGGCCCUCGAGCACACGUUCGCCCCAGUGACCGAUGGGGCCGUCUCCACGUUGCUGGGUCUGCUCAUGCUUGCUGGUUCCAACUUUGACUUCAUCGUAAGGUACUUCUUCGUGGUGCUGACGGUGCUCACACUCCUGGGCCUCCUCCAUGGGCUCGUGCUGCUGCCUGUGCUGCUGUCCAUCCUGGGCCCCCCACCAGAGGUGGUGCAGAUGUACAAAGAGAGCCCCGAGGCCCUGAGGCCCCCAGCUCCACGAGCAGGAGGGCUCAGGUGGGGGUUGUCCCCCACCCUGCCCCAGAGCUUCGCCAGAGUGACUACCUCCAUGACCGUGGCCCUCCACCCGCCCCCACUGCCCGGUGCCUACAUCCACCCAGCCUCUGAUGAGCCUCCUUGGUCCCCUGCUGCCACACCGGCUGCCAACGGCUCCAGCAACCUCACUUCUAGGGGACCAUGUCCAGCCCCGGAGUGAAAGCGCAGCUGAAGCAUGGAGGCCCUGCUUGGGCCACGUGAAGUCACUGGAAAGCAGUGGGUGGUUACUGAGUGCAGGGAGGACUCCUGGAGAGCUCUGCUGCUGCCGCCUGCCUGCCUGCACCCCCUCCCCUGACUCGGCCAUCACAGACCUCCCUGACGUCUGCACAGAACCAGCACCUAGGCUGUGAACAGCCUCCCACACUGGGUCCCGCGUGCCUGUCCCUGUGUCUGGGUAGGAGUAAAACCAGCACCCCACACUGCUGCCCCCAGCCCACCAAGCCUGAGGGACCCUCUAGCACCCUUUGCUGGUCCUGGCCCCCACUGCCUGGUGACUCCUGGGUAGGCUCUCUGUAUCCCUGCCUACCUCCUACCACAUAAAUUAUUUAUAUGAAGAUGUUUAUUUUUGUAGUUUGUACAGAUGUUAGCUAUGCUGAAAGUUUUAUUUUUAAAGAGUGAAAUAUAUUCUAUAUGAACUCA
This is a messenger RNA of Myotis myotis, 4786 nucleotides long. It is a transcript of the gene PTCH2, whose product is annotated as patched 2. The transcript is spliced from 23 exons. The record is from RefSeq and is a predicted model, not a curated record. Lineage: Eukaryota; Metazoa; Chordata; Mammalia; Chiroptera; Vespertilionidae. Gene Ontology annotation, cellular component: plasma membrane. Gene Ontology annotation, biological process: smoothened signaling pathway. The coding region runs from base 663 to 4307 and encodes 1214 amino acids. Gene Ontology annotation, molecular function: hedgehog receptor activity; hedgehog family protein binding; smoothened binding.